AUGUUGUUUGUCGCACAGAUUCUGCUCCUCGUGGGCUUGGUCAACGCCAUCCCCAUGCCCCAAGAGCUGGAGGCCACCACCCAGGUUGCCGCAGCUGCCAGUUCCAACUACUGGGUUGCCAACAUCAAGCGCCAGGGCGUGGUGGCGUUUGGCAAUGGAACCGAUUACCAAGUAUUUCGCAACGUUCAAGACUUCGGCGCUAAGGGUGACGGCUCCACGGAUGACACUGCCGCCAUCAACCAGGCCAUCUCGUCCGGAAACCGCUGCGGUAAAGGGUGUGAUUCCUCUACCGUGACCCCAGCUCUCGUGUACUUCCCUCCCGGUACCUACGUGGUGUCAAAGCCCAUUGUGCAGUACUACUACACGCAAAUGGUGGGAGAUGCCGUCGACUUGCCCGUUCUCAAGGCUUCUGCCGACUUCGCUGGCAUGGCUGUCAUCGACGCGGACCCGUACGAAGACGAUGGCUCCAACUGGUAUACCAACCAGAACAACUUCUUCCGAGCCGUUCGUAACUUCGUCAUCGAUUUGACGGCCGUGCCUCAAGGCUCCGGCGCCGGUAUUCACUGGCAGGUCGGCCAGGCCACUAGCUUGCAGAACAUCCGCUUUGAGAUGGUCAAGGGCGGCGGUGACGCCAACAAGCAGCAGGGUAUCUUCAUGGACAACGGCUCUGGCGGUUUCAUGUCCGAUCUUGUGUUCAACGGUGGUAACUACGGCGUGUUCCUGGGUAACCAGCAGUUCACGACCCGCAACCUGACCUUCAACGACUGCAACACCGCCAUCUUCAUGAACUGGAACUGGGCCUGGACCUUCAAAUCCGUGUUCAUCAACAACUGCGAUGUGGGUCUCAACAUGUCCAACUCGCCGCAGAACCAGACCGUCGGAUCAGUUCUCCUGCUCGACAGCAAGCUCACCAAUACCCCCACUGGCGUGGCCACUGCAUUUUCCAAGGACAGCAUCCCCGUUGGCGGCGGAGUGUUGAUUUUGGACAACGUCGACUUCAGUGGUUCCAAGACUGCCGUUGUUGGUGUUGACGGUCACUCCAUCCUCGAGGGUGGCUCUGUCGUGAACAACUGGGUCCAAGGUAACAGCUACAUCCCUUCAACGUCGCUCAGCAAGCGUGCCUCGACGCCCGCCGACCCUGUGGAAGUCGUUAUCGAGACUGUUAUUGAGACCGUUACGGAGUGCGGCUCGCCCGCUACCGACGCUCUCCCUGCACCCGUCACGACGGAUGCUGCAGCCCACGGUGCCCAAACCACCGCUGGCAGCGAUCAGACCGUGGUAUUCCCGUCUGCCAGCGAUGGUCUCAACAUGCAGGGUUUCGAACCCUCCGCCUCCAACGCUGCCGGAGAGACCCCCGUCGGCCAGCCGGCCGAGACAGCCAACGUCCCCGCCGUGUCUUCCGUUGAGCAGGGAACGACUGCUCCGGUGGCGCCCACGCAGGCCCCUCACUCUAACGCACCCGCCCCUGCGGCCACAACUUCGGCCCCUGUGAUUCCCUCUGCGGGCUCCUCGCAGAGCUCCGCCGCGGCCGGUACUUCCGCUCCCGCUGGUAGCUCCGCUGCUGCCGGCACACACGCACCGGCGCAAUGCUCCAGCAAGGCGGUCACCAAGACGCGUUUGCAAACGGCCCUGCCUGUCCAUACCAAGGCUAGCGGACUGACUGGCAGCAACGGCAAGGUGUUCGAGCGCUCCAAGCCUCUUUACGAGAGCUACGCCGCCUCAUCCUUCGUUAGCGUCCGUUCCGCCGGUGCUAAGGGUGACGGUACCACCGACGACACCGCAGCCAUCCAAAAGGUUCUUGACAGCGCCACGGAGGAUCAAAUCGUCUACUUCGACCACGGCUCCUACAUCAUCACCGACACCGUCAAGGUUCCCAAGAACAUCAAGAUCACCGGUGAGAUCUGGCCCGUCCUCAUGGCUCAUGGCUCCAAGUUCGCCGACGAGGAGAACCCCAUCCCCAUGCUCCAGGUCGGCCAACCUGGUGACACCGGCUCCGUUGAAAUCACCGAUAUUGCUAUUCAGACCAAGGGCCCGGCUCCCGGCGCCAUCCUCAUGCAAUGGAACGUUGCCGAAGCCACUCAAGGCUCCGUGGCCAUGUGGGACGUGCAUUUCCGUAUCGGUGGCUCCGCCGGCACGCAGCUUCAAUCCGACAAGUGUGCUAAGACGCCCAAGGAAACCACUACUCCAAACAAGGAGUGUAUUGGAUCUUUCAUGCUCCUGCACCUGACGGAGCACGCGUCCGCCUACAUUGAGAACUCCUGGUUCUGGACCGCCGACCACGAACUCGAUCUCCCCGACCACAACCAGAUCAACAUCUACAACGGCCGCGGCGUGCUCAUCGAAUCCACCAAGCCUGUCUGGCUGUACGGUACCGCCUCCGAACACAACCAGUUCUACAACUACCAGGUUACCAACGCGCAGAACGUCUACAUGGGUCUGAUCCAGUCCGAGACGCCCUAUUACCAAUCGAAUCCCAACGCGCUCGUGCCCUUCAAAUCGCAAUCCAAGUGGCACGACCCUGACUUCUCGACUUGCACCACCGACGGCUGCAAGAAGGCCUGGGGUCUGCGUGUUAUGAACUCUUCUGAGACGUACGUUUACGGUGCCGGCCUAUACAGCUUCUUCGAGAACUACGGCCAGAGCUGCCUGGACACGGAAUCCUGCCAGGAGAACAUGGUCGAGGUGGACUGCUCCGAUGUCCAUAUCUAUGGUCUCAGCACGAAGGCCAGCACCAACAUGAUCACGUCGUCAAGCGGAACGGGCCUUGUGCCACAGGAUGAGAACAAGAGUAACUUCUGUUCGACUAUUGCGUUGUUUGAGCAGUCAUAG
Molecule: messenger RNA, 2829 nt
Organism: Aspergillus melleus
Lineage: Eukaryota; Fungi; Ascomycota; Eurotiomycetes; Eurotiales; Aspergillaceae
Gene: exgO
Product: exo-beta-1,3-glucanase Exg0
Exons: 2
Coding region: 1-2829 (942 amino acids)
Source: RefSeq, a predicted model, not a curated record